AUGUUUAAAAAUAUGUCUUUUUCUCCUUCUCCGCGCAUUGUUUACUCAAGACAACUUCAGGUGCCCCGAAUCACCAUGCAUAAGAACUUGUUUCUUUCUCUUUUCCUGAAUGGCGUCGUGGUGGUCCUUUUCAAGUCCAUAGUCAUUGUAGAUGAACUCAAGCGGUCGAAUACUUAUCAAACUAUCAUGCAGAGAAAUGGACCAGGUUGUAAAAUACUCUUUAUUUUAACGAAGUACUUUCGAAUGACCAAUUAUAUGUGGAUGUUUUGUGAAGGUUUCUAUCUGCACAAGUUGAUUGCAGCAGCAUUUGCAGAACAGAAGAAUCUCAUCAUGUUCUAUAUAAUCGGAUGGGUUUUACCAAUAGUUCCAGUUGGAAUUUAUGCAAUUUUAAGGAAGACCAUGGAAGAUGAAAAGUGCUGGGCUUUUCCAGUGGAGCAUUAUGAAUGGAUUAUGAAUGGUCCAAAUAUGCUGAGUUUACUGGUUAACCUCUUCUUCCUCUGCAAUAUAAUUCGGGUCCUUGUCACUAAGUUACGAGCGACGCAUUCUAACGAGCCCAGCCAAUAUAGAAAAGCUGUUCGAGCGACUUUGGUGCUUGUUCCUUUGUUUGGACUACAGUUUUUCUUAGUAAUCUACAGACCCCAAAACGGUCCUUGUGGAUUCCUGGAAGCUUACACGUAUUUCAGUCAUUCCCUGGAUGGACUUCAAGGUUUUCUGGUGUCUUUAAUAUUCUGCUAUAUGAAUGGUGAAGUGUUAUAUCUGCUACGGAGAACAUACCAGAGACACAAGCUAAGUCAAAAUUUCAGAGGAAGGCCUCAGGCGAGUAUUAUGAUGAACCCUGUGUCUGUCACCCAAGUUUCCAGCAUGGCUGACAGCCAAGCAAGUACACAUCAUGGACUGCACUACAGAUCUAAAAAUGGUGAUAAGCAGCGUGAAAUCUAUAAUUCAGUAACAGAUGGUAACAAUUUAUCAGAAGAUGUUGCCUCAGUGUAAAGUGUAAAGAGUCUUGGCCAGUAACGGCCGCAGGGAAAUCACAUUGAUUUCACCUGCGGAAAAUCUCAUCUGGCCUGAGGUCAAAACUUGAAAACAUUUUAUUAUGAUUAUGGAAUUCAAUUAUCAAUGGCAAAUGUAUAUCUAGAAAUGGUUCUUCAAUAUAAAAACACAUUUUAUCUAUCGUAAGGUGUCAGAAGACUACCCAUGACUUAAUCACCAGAAAAACUCAUUUUUCAUUGCUCUUUGUUUUGUCUUCAAUAUCUGAUGUGGAUCUAAACAUUAUGAAAACCUUUUAACUACUAAGGAUGUACCUAGUUCAGAAAACCAUUAUGUCAAAACUUAGAUUAUUCCCUUUGUACAGAAUGUAGAUAUUACCGUUGUAUCUCUCAUUGUUUCCUUUUCAUGUGUGUUGAAAGAAUUUUAUAUGCAUAUAUCAAGUGGAAUGCUGCCAUUUUACUUUCUUUUGCAUUUGUUUUAUUCUGAUCUUAAUACAAAUAUCCUGAUUUUAUAUUUUAUCUUUCAACAGAAAUAAGAAAGGUCAUAAAUGUUCGUGUGACACAUCAGAGUUAAGCCGAUCUUUUGUAAGUGGAGUGUAAAGGAAAUAUUCGUGUCACUAAAACUAACAUUACAUUAUUUCAUUUAAAAACAUCAUAAAACUGUAAUUCAUACUCUUAUAAAUUAUUUUUCUUUAACCGCCUGCAUUAAACAAUCAAAAACAUUAAUUAUAUUUAAUUAUAACGUCUUAAUGCUUAAUAGUUUGAUGUAAGAAUAAUGAUGUAAGAAUGGAAAUUGUUAGAUGGUGAUGAAAAAGUAUUAUUAUAUGCAGUAUUUGUAUUGUAUUUAAACAUAUACAAUGUACUUAAAUUACUAUUUGUAUUCCACUGUAGCCUAAAUUAUCUAUUCUGCGAGUAUCAGUAAUUAGGAAGAUCUUUUGAUUAUGUAACUGAAUGAGCAUCGACAAAUACCACCAGUUACUACAAAUAGAUAUUCCCGCUUUCCCAAGCAAUUUUAUUCACUUUAUCUUACCCCAUAUCAUUCCAAAUAUAUACGUCUAAUAUAAAUUCCGCUAUUAUCUCUUGAGUGAUAAAAUGCAUUGCUUGUGACCUCAGCCUUCUCAGCUAGUGAAUUAGAAACGAUUUCAAGAUUUCUAAACGUUUGGAAAACGUAGUUAGAGGAAACGUUUAUUUUCAUUAAUAAACACAUCAACAAUUAUAAUUUUAAAAAAUCUGUAAAAGAACAUUAUCAAAUAAUAUCAGCCAACAUAUUUUAUGAAUGACAAUACUAAAUUUUCAUUUACUUACUCAGGCUUGAAUAAAACAACCAGACGCAUUUUGAGUGAGAAGGUAACUUUUUCAGUAGCAAGGUAAUUUGAGCAAAUGUCAUACUUUGAAUGUGCUAAAACACAGUAACGCAUGUAUCACUUCUCACAUCUCAUUAAAGUAAGAGAAUUCAUUUAAUGAGAAUUCAUUAAAUGAGAAUUUAAAAAAAAAGAAGAAGGACGCGUGUUUUUAUUAAAUUUAUUAAUUAAAACUGAUAUAUAUUUCCUGAUUUGAAAGACGAUUAAAAGCCCUUUUCUUCCUUUACAUUACUUUAUAAAAGCAAAAUCGAAAGAAUGAUCAAGAAACCAUUAUCUGUGGAAAUUGGGACGUUCACAUAAAGACGGGGAUUUUCACACUCCAUUUCGUAAAAUGUUCAACAUAAUCAUGACUCAUUAGACAAACACAUACAUGUUUGAACUUGUGAACAGUAGUGUUAGUUUUUCUAUCCAUCAUCCAUGUUAGUUGUAAUCAACGUGUCGGAGCAGAAGACUUCUAAUAAAGUUGCGCAAAUUAGAUUUUUGACUAUUAAAGGUGUUAUUCCAUCUCAUAUAUUUUCAGACGUAAAAUCCAGUUUAGAGAUGAAUGUCUCUGUCAGUUUGCAAUGUGUGAUUGACGGAAGUCUGAGCAAGAAGAUUGGGUGAGAACUCAACCACAUACUUACUGUAUACAACAACAUACUUACUGUAGGGAACUGCAAGCAUAUUAAGACAAGCUGGUUGCCAUUGAUGCACUAAUUCUGCUCGAACGUAAAAUAAUCUUCAGAGAAAUCAAUAAUGAUCUUGAAAUAAGUGUCUGUUGUAUGGACAUAUUAUGAUGCUUGAGUGCAAAGAAAGAAGCUUGGUUGCAAUCACGCAACUUCUACAGCUUUAUAAAAUUUAUGGAGACAAGUAUCUAGCAUGUAUGAUGUUCAAAACACUCUUUGUACGAGUGCAGAACUUCAAAUUUAAUGAUCUAAUUAUUAAUGCUGUUCUAGAAUUAAGAAAUUUCCUGAGAGCUGGAGCAAGCACAUUGAAGAUAGAGGCAGAAGCUUGGUGAAACAGAGCGCAAGUCUUUUCAGUGCGUUCAAUAAACUUUACUGCGAAAAGACUUUAUGAUCCACUUUAUAUGGAAUCCACAUUAUGAAUUCCAGUUUUUACUUGAACAUUAUUCGUAACGUGCAUUCCAAGUGAAAAGUAAAACUGAUUUUUACUUCCUUAUACAAAGUAAAGGAAGUGUAUCCUAUUUCAAUGCAAAUAUUCAUUUUAACUGCUCUCUAAGCUAUUUGAACAAUGUUGUUAUGGUGCUAUCUGUACGUACGGACACAAUAAAGGAUAUCUUUUUCUCAGAACAAUUUGAAAAAUGGAUUUAAAAUGGAUUCGGUAGAGAUUUUUUUCGUGAUGUCUGUACUUUGCAUAACUCCAAAAGGAGUAGCCUCAGAACGGUGAAAUUUUGCAUAUUGGA
Molecule: messenger RNA, 3749 nt
Organism: Stegodyphus dumicola
Lineage: Eukaryota; Metazoa; Arthropoda; Arachnida; Araneae; Eresidae
Product: calcitonin gene-related peptide type 1 receptor-like
Biological process (GO): adenylate cyclase-modulating G protein-coupled receptor signaling pathway; cell surface receptor signaling pathway
Cellular component (GO): plasma membrane
Molecular function (GO): G protein-coupled peptide receptor activity
Source: RefSeq, a predicted model, not a curated record